CCAAAACCCAUUCAUCAAGUUCUCCACUUCUUACUCUUGCAUCUCCUCAAAAGCUUACUCUCAAGCUCUACACAAUGGAGAUUCAAGGGCACUGUGCCAAUCUCUUUCAAAAGUGCAAGCCUUACAUUGCCAUGGUCUCCCUCCAAUUUGGAUAUGCAGGCAUGAACAUCAUCACUAAAGUUUCACUUAACCAUGGCAUGAGCCAUUACGUCCUCGUCGUCUAUCGCCAUGCAUUUGCUACUCUAUCCAUUGCUCCAUUUGCUCUCUUUCUUGAAAGGAAAGGUCGCCCUAAAAUGACAUUCAAAAUCUUCUUGCAAAUAUUUGUCCUCGCACUUCUUGGUCCGGUUAUUGAUCAAAACUUCUACUACGCUGGUCUGAAGUAUACCUCGCCGUCGUUUGCAUGUGCGAUUAGCAACAUGUUGCCAGCGAUGACAUUUGUCAUGGCUGUGAUUUUCAGGAUGGAGAAACUAGAUUUAAAGAGGGUGAUAUGCCAAGUAAAGCUAGUCGGCACUCUAGUGACAGUGGUUGGAGCAAUGUUGAUGACACUCUACAAAGGGCCUAUUAUAGAGAUGGUUUGGACUAAGCACAAGCACACUCACGAAGUGCAAACCGAUGAAUCGAAUAAUAAAGAUUGGUUAAAGGGCUCCAUCUUUGUCAUCAUAGCUACUCUUGCUUGGGCUGCUCUCUUCAUUCUUCAGACUGAAGCACUGAAGAAAUACGCCAGUGCUCCCAUAUCUCUCACAUCACUCAUUUGCUUUGUUGGUACUCUUCAAGCAAUUGUUGUCACCUUUGUCAUGGAACAUAAGGCCUCUGUUUGGAGUAUUGGGUGGGACAUGAACCUCCUUGCUGCUGCAUAUGCUGGAAUUGUGACAUCCAGUGUUGCCUACUAUGUGCAAGGACUAGUUAUACAGGAAAAGGGGCCAGUGUUUGCCUCAGCAUUCAGUCCACUGAUGAUGAUCAUAGUGGCCAUUAUGGGUUCUUUUAUUCUUGCAGAAAAGAUCUAUUUGGGAGGUGUUAUUGGCGCUAUCUUGAUUGUUGCUGGACUUUACUCAGUGCUGUGGGGCAAGUUUAAAGAGAACAAAGAGAUGACUGAAACGGCAGCUUUGGAGUUGCCAAUAGCUAUCAAGAGCAUUGAAGGGAAUGGGAAGGGAAUGGAUAUCAUUGACUCAAAUGAUGUUGUAAUUGCAAAGGAUACACAAAAGGCUUAACUUCUUUGUCUAAGAACUUGGUAUUGAGUUACAGAUCACUCCAUGCAGUGAAGAGGCUUUUUUGGUCUUUCACCUUCACAAAGCUCGGAACUUGUUUGCCUUUUUGUUCUCUCUCUCCUUUUUUGUCUUUAGAUUUUCCUUCAGUGUAUUUCCGUGCCCGAGAGUCUUGUAGCUAUCCAAUUUAAGAAUGGAUUAUGUUUCUUUUCCUAAUAA
Molecule: messenger RNA, 1421 nt
Organism: Dioscorea cayenensis subsp. rotundata (Guinea yam)
Lineage: Eukaryota; Viridiplantae; Streptophyta; Magnoliopsida; Dioscoreales; Dioscoreaceae
Product: WAT1-related protein At5g07050-like
Exons: 7
Coding region: 75-1208 (377 amino acids)
Cellular component (GO): plasma membrane
Molecular function (GO): transmembrane transporter activity
Source: RefSeq, a predicted model, not a curated record